AUAGGAUAUGAAAAGAAUAGAUUGCAAGAUUAAUUACAAAAUGGUAUAUACACAAUAGAUUGAAAAAAUGAUCUAAAGCGUAAAUAAUCAAAUACAUCUCAGAAUACUAUCAAAAAUAUUUAAAAUUAUCCGAAGUUGACGAUUGCCAAUAUUCCCAUCUCUAACCAAUCAUGAUAAAUAAAUCAUUGUUGACACUUAUAAUUUCUUUUAGAAAUAAUGAAUCUACUCUUCUCUUCUAUAAUUUUAGGCAUAGUUUAUCACAAAGAUCUGGCAAUAAUAAUUCUGGACACUGAAGGUUUAAUGUCCUUAGAAGAAAGUGGUUCAAUAUUUGAUAAUCAAAUGAUAACCAUGGCCAUUUUAACAUCUCAUUUAGUUAUUAUUAAUCAUAAAGGUGAAUUAAGUUCAAAUCUCGAAGGUCUCAUUGGUAUGUCAUUAUAUGCUAAAUUACAAAUACAAUCAUUACCAUUCAAACCAAAAUUAUUAUUUGUACUACGUGAUCAAAUGUCACGUGAGAACAAAACAAUAUUUCUUGAGCAAUUAAGUCGAUUUAAGGAUAAUUUACAAACAUCAUCAAAUUUCUUGAAAGUAUCAAUCGAUGAUGAAUUUGAAAUCAACCAAGAAAAUAUUGUGUUAUUACCAUCAGCAUUUAAUGAAGAUAUUAACAAAGAACUAAAUAUAACACAACGAUGGAGAAAUGAAGCAUUUGCUUAUGACAUAAAUCAAUUAAGAAGAAAUAUAUUUAAUGAUUUUCAUGAACAACAUAUUCAAGACAAUUAUGGUCUUACUAAUAUUGAUGCAUUCUAUAAUAAAACAUCAAGUAAUUGGAAAACAAUUGAUGAAUUAGGUCAAGGUUUGUUAGAAUGUAAAUCAUUAGCUGAAUUAAAUGUGACAAAUGAAUUAAAAUCAAAAGCAAAUGAAAUAAUACAAAAAAACUCAAAAUUAUUAUUAAAAGACGGAACAGAACUACUUAAUUGUUUAUUAACGAAACAAAAACAAACUACAGAACAAUUAAAUAAUAAUAGCGCAAAUAAUAUUCGAGUAAAUACGGAUAUAUAUUUGAAAAGCUUUAUUGAUAAUGGUUUUGAUCAAUUACACAAUUUAACAGAGAAAUUAAUCAAAGAUGCAACUGAUGACUUUGAACAAUGUACACAACAAACUUAUUAUGCUGAUUUAAAAUGUAAUAUACAAAAAGAUAUUGAACCAAGAAUACGUUGUACAGAACAGUUAUUAAAACAACGUUUCGAACAAGAUGUUUAUACAAUCUCAAAAGAAAAUGCAACAUUAGAAAUGCAAAAACAAUUAUUAAAUACUGCAAGAAUAUUUUUUGAUAAACAAAAACAAACACAAACUAUAACUGAUAUAAAUGAAUUAAAUACUGCUUUAGAUGAAAAAUAUAAUGAAUUAUAUAAAAAGUUUGAAGAGAAUUUGAAUUUAUUACAAAAAUCAGAAUCUGAUAUAACUGAAACAAUACUAAAUAUUUACAAUCGUAUAAUUAGAAUAAGAGGAACAACAGCAAAUAAACAUAAUAUUUAUAAUCUCUGUCCAAUACUUGUCCAUAAUACGUUUUGUAGUGAAUUUCAUGAACUGGAGUCGAUAUAUGAAUCAAUACAAUCGUAUAUUAUUCAAGGACAAACAUCGAAUAAAAUUAACAGUUUGCUCAAGAAUCUUCUUGGUACCAGUUCAUGGAAAACGUUGAAUGAACAUCUGGGCUGGUUUAAUCAUUGUGUUCGUGGUGAUGAACAUAAAAAAGAAAUAUUUGUAAGUAUAGCAGAAGGUGUUAUACCACAAUUCAAUAACAAUAUUAACACAAUGCUAUCAACAAUAAAAUUAUCCUAUAAUGAUCCAGAAUUAAUAUCAAGUUUAAUUCAAUAUGUCGAUGAUUCUAUUAAAACACAAAGAUCUCCAAUACAGAAAUAUUGGAAUUACCUAAAUAUUCCACAAAUAACCGCAGAUCUUAUACGUAUUGCAUUAAGAUAUUUAAUUGAUCAAGCUAAACAAAUAGCUGAUCGUAAACAUGAAGAAUCAAAACAAACAUUAAAUCAACUAAAAGAAUGGAAAAUAAGUAUACAAGAACAAUUUCUAUCAAGUAAAGAUUCAUUCGAACAAGGUCAGAGAUUUAAAACUGAUCUACAAAAGCAAAUUGUUGAAGAAAUAAAAAGAAUUUAUAUGAGAGUUAUUAUUAGUGAGGUGCAUACAAUAAUAACUAACAAUAGUGAAAUUGAUUCUAAUAAGAUUGCAACGAAUGCUUAUAAUGAUAGUAUUGGUUCAAAUCCACCAGAUGCAAAUAAUAUAAUGAAAUAUAUCAUUGAUAUAAAUCGUUAUUAUUUAGAAUUAGCAUUAAAUAAAAUACAAGUACGUAAAGAAACAAUUGUUACAAAUCAAAUACAUUUAUUAGAAAAAAUUAUUUUUAAUUGUGUUGAUAAUGCUAUUGAAACUGUUGAAAAACAUGAUUGUCAUAAUGUUCAAGAAGUUCAUCAAGACAUCGUCAAAAAUCUCCAACAGAUUCUUUCAGAUUUUCGUUUAUCACCAAUGAUUGGUAUAUCAAGUGAAAUAAAAGAUCCAGAUCGAUUUAAAGAAAGUUUUAAACA
Messenger RNA from Adineta steineri, 2588 nucleotides. The record is from the annotation of a GenBank genome assembly. Lineage: Eukaryota; Metazoa; Rotifera; Eurotatoria; Adinetida; Adinetidae.